CUUCGCCAACAUGUCGGAGUAGGAGUUUCUAUCAAAACUUUACACUUAAAAUUUAGUGACUGUACACGUUUACUUGGUGCCAGCUGCUGGAGUAUGGCGUGUUACCGCAACGUAGAUGUAGUCGAGCCGUUUCCGAGUGGUUUAAUUAGCCGAUUUGUAUUUUUACUAGUAUUUCUAAGCACAAGCUUCCCGGUUUGUGACUCUGAAGGAAUCAGUCCAGAGAGGUGUCUGAUAUGGGGUCCGGGGCUAAACCCGGACACCGUGUUACCAGUCCGCUACUUCUUUAUUCAGGCAGUGAAUUCAAAAGGAGAAAACCUGACUCUGUCUCCAGGAAAAGACACGUUUAAAGUGAAGAUCGGCUCACUGGAUCAGAAUGAGUACCUCCGUAUCCACGUCCCUCCACCUCUGGACAGAGGAGACGGCUCCUUCCUGUUGAGGUAUCGGCUCUACAGCACUGCUCACAAGGGUCUGAAGAUCCAGGUCUCUUAUCGAGAUGCUGCUGUGGCUAACUCACCCUACACCAUCCAAGGUCCAGUCUAUCAUGAAUACUGUGACUGCCCUGAGCCCGAUGCCUCCGUCUGGCAGAGCGUCAUGCAGUGUCCCACCGAUGACCGACAGAUUCUAGCCGACUUUAAGUCUUUUCCCACCAUCGACCUGCAGCAUCUCAGGCAGGAAGUGCCUCACAGAUUCUCCAACAGAGGAGGGCUCAUUCACUACGCCAUCAUCAACAACCAGGUGUACCGGCGCACGCUGGGAAAAUACACCGACUUCAAGAUGUUCUCUGAUGAAAUGUUGCUAUCACUGACGAGGAAGGUGAGGGUGCCUGAUGUGGAGUUUUACAUCAAUGUGGGUGACUGGCCGCUAGAGACGAAGACGUCGGCUCCUGUUCCGAUCUUCUCGUGGUGUGGCUCCACAGACACAAGGGAUAUCGUCCUCCCUACCUAUGAGGUCACACACUCCACCCUGGAGACACUGAGAGGGGUCACUAAUGACCUCCUGUCUGUCCAAGGGAAUACAGGGCCUCCGUGGGUGAAUAAAACUGAGCGGGCGUUUUUCCGGGGUCGGGACAGUCGAGAGGAGCGUCUUCAGCUUGUAUCGCUGUCCAAAAAAACCCCAGAGCUCCUUGAUGCCGGCAUCACUGCGUGGUUCUUCUUUAGAGACCAGGAGAAACACGUUGGCAAAGCAUCACUUGUUGGAUUCUUUGACUUCUUUAAGUACAAAUAUCAGGUGAACAUUGAUGGAACAGUGGCAGCGUACCGGUUUCCUUACCUGAUGCUCGGGAACAGUCUGGUUCUGAAACAGGACUCUCAGUACUAUGAACAUUUCUACAGCCACCUGAAGGCAGGAACACAUUACAUUCCUGUGAAGAGAAACCUGUCGGACCUUCUGGAGAAAAUCAGAUGGGCUAAAGAGAACGACGCUGAAGCACAAGAGAUCGCCAGAGUGGGCCAGGCAGCGGCCAGAGAGCUGCUGCAGCCCAGCAGGCUGUACUGUUACUACUACAAAGUGCUGCACAUGUAUUCAGAGCGACAGACGGGACAGCCGACGCGACACGCAGACAUGGAGCUGGUGCCUCAGCUGGAUGACCACACUGCUGCCUGCAAAUGUGAGCGUAAAAGCUACAAAGAAGAAAGGGACGUGAAGGAUGAACUAUGACGGGCUCCAGGUUUAGUCUUUAAGCACUUGAGUCUCUUUUUCUGUGUGAAAACAUUCCUGAUAUCUAAAGAGUGAAGAUGAUAACGUAAUGUUCCCGAUGCCUAAGGGAAUAUGAAUGUUAAACAUUCCACUUUAAUUUUGGACAGUAGAGGGAUUUUAUGAUAAAACCAUAGCGGUCAGAAAUUUUGAGAUAGAGCUCAAAGACAAUCUGUGAUUAUGUGAGCAUUAAUGUUUUAAAACAUGUUUUAUGUUGUUGUUGUGGGUUUUUUUUUUUAUACCUGUUUAGUAAUGGAGGAACUUGGAUGAGUGUAAAUGUGCCUUUAAAUUGGAUACUUGUGUGCUAUAUCUAAACUAAAAACUUUGUCUUAAAAUAUUUAACAAGUGCAGAUUUUUUUAUAUUGUUGUUCAUACAGCUGUCACUGCAGUUUCGAAUAGUUAUUACUCUGUUGAAUCACUAAGCUACAUUAGUAAUUGAGUGGGCGGCAUGGUGGUGCGGUGGUUAGCACCAUCGCCACACAAUAAGAAGGUCUGGGUUUGAAUCUACCGGCCAGCUAAGGCCCCCAGAUUCUCUCUGGGUGCUCCAGCUUGUUCCCAUAGUCCAAAGACCUGCAUGUUAUGAUAAUUGGUGAUUCUCAAUUGGCUGUAGUUGUGACUGGUUGGCUGCCUCUCACCCUGUGACCACUGGAAUGGGCUCCAGCCCGACUGCAACCCAUAACUGGAUGAGGGGAAGAGAAUAAAUGGAUGUGUGGAACAUGUUAGUGGUCUCCUUUGAUAACAUUUUGAGUGGGUAAGUACAUCUACUGUGUCCGCCCCUUUCUGUAGCUUAACCACUGGUCAAGCUGUACUAAGCUCUAACACCAGGAUUAAAAACAUUACUCUGAAGUUGUUGUAAUACCUAACAGGAGUUUAUUUGCAUGUCACUUAUCAAAAUCAGCGUUAUAAAAUGCUUUCCAAAAACAGCAUUAAAAAGGUGAAAGUUAAAAUGAGAUGAAAAGAUAGAACUCCAAACAAUAAUGAAUGAAAUAAUAGUUAAUAAUAGAAUUAAGAGAAAAGAGGUAAGAUGAGGGGAAAAAAGUAGAACCACAUGCAGAAAGCACCACCAAAGAAGUGAAACGGAUUUUCAGGAAGUGCUAAGUGGAGUUCCUCAGGCAGGUUGUUCCAGACAGCAAACAUACAGUUACCCGUUGGGUACACCUGUUAACUGCUUGCUAAGACAAAUAUCUAAUCAGCCAAUCACACGGCAGCAGCUGAUUGCUGUAAGGCAUGUAGACAUGGUGAAGACGACCUGCUGAAGUUCAAACCGAGCAUCAGAAUGGGGAAGAGCGGCAUAGUUUUGGUAUCAGAAGGGCUGGUCUGAGUAUUUCUGUUCAGCUUUAAUACCUUUUACAUUGUUACAAAUGCAUAUUUUGGAUUAUGUUUCAAUUUCUUAUAUGUUUAUGAUACAAUUCUGUUUUAUAUAUCAUAUAUAAUAGUCUGAUAUAUUUAUAGAAUGCAGACCUGUUUUUGUGGUGUUGCUAUCUGUAGUGAUCAGAUUUUUUGUGUGUAUGUGUGUGUGUGACCUUUGACCUCUUCGAUACAACAUAACUACGUAGCUCAACGUGCUUGUCUUACU
This is a messenger RNA of Pelmatolapia mariae (spotted tilapia), 3268 nucleotides long. It is a transcript of the gene poglut3, whose product is annotated as protein O-glucosyltransferase 3. The coding region runs from base 94 to 1656 and encodes 520 amino acids. Gene Ontology annotation, cellular component: endomembrane system. Lineage: Eukaryota; Metazoa; Chordata; Actinopteri; Cichliformes; Cichlidae. The transcript is spliced from 6 exons. Gene Ontology annotation, molecular function: protein binding; glucosyltransferase activity. The record is from RefSeq and is a predicted model, not a curated record.